Molecule: messenger RNA, 2216 nt
Organism: Solanum stenotomum
Lineage: Eukaryota; Viridiplantae; Streptophyta; Magnoliopsida; Solanales; Solanaceae
Product: 3-phosphoshikimate 1-carboxyvinyltransferase, chloroplastic
Exons: 8
Coding region: 321-1880 (519 amino acids)
Biological process (GO): chorismate biosynthetic process; aromatic amino acid biosynthetic process
Molecular function (GO): 3-phosphoshikimate 1-carboxyvinyltransferase activity
Source: RefSeq, a predicted model, not a curated record
GGAUGUUUAGUUAGGAAUUUGAAAAAUUAAGGGAUGAAUUUUGCAAAUUCUGACAAUUUAGUCAAAUGCACAACUACCCUCAAACCUCAACAACCCUUGAUGGCUUUUGAAGAAAAGAAUUCAGAGACAAAAGGUGGUUGGUGAAGCUGACAUUGGACUCUUUAUGUGCUUAAUUGCCUAACCCCAUCUCCCUUCAAUCUACCUACCAUAACUAUUUUCUUAUUGCACUUUCAAAUUUCUCAAAAAACAAGCCAAAAUUUGGUCUUCAAACAACUCCAAUAACACCGAGGGAGUGGAAAAGCUGAAGUUUUUCAGAAGAAAUGGCACAGAUUAGUAGCAUGGCACAAGGGAUACAGACCCUUAAUCUGAAUUUUAAUCUUUCGAAAACCCAAAAGGGUCCUCUUGUUUCAAAUUCUCUCUUCUUUGGAUCAAAGAAAGUAACCCAAAUUUCAGCAAAAUCUUUAGGGGUGUUUAAGAAAGAUUCAGUUUUGAGGGUGGUGAAGAAGUCACCUUUUAGGAUUUCUGCAUCAGUGGCUACUGCAGAGAAACCCCAUGAGAUUGUGCUGGAACCCAUCAAAGACAUAUCUGGUACUGUUAAAUUGCCCGGUUCUAAAUCCCUUUCCAAUCGUAUUCUCCUUCUUGCUGCCCUUUCUGAGGGAAGGACUGUUGUUGACAAUUUACUGAGUAGUGAUGACAUUCAUUACAUGCUUGGUGCGUUGAAAACACUUGGACUUCAUGUUGAAGAUGACAAUGAAAACCAACGAGCAAUUGUGGAAGGUUGUGGUGGGCAGUUUCCGGUCGGUAAAAAGUCUGAGGAAGAAAUCCAACUAUUCCUUGGAAAUGCAGGAACAGCAAUGCGUCCGUUGACAGCAGCAGUUACUGUAGCUGGAGGACAUUCAAGAUAUGUUCUUGAUGGAGUUCCUAGGAUGAGAGAGAGACCAAUUGGUGAUUUGGUUGAUGGUCUUAAGCAGCUUGGCGCAGAGGUAGAUUGUUCCCUUGGUACGAAUUGUCCCCCAGUUCGAAUUGUCAGCAAGGGAGGUCUGCCAGGAGGGAAGGUAAAGCUCUCUGGAUCCAUCAGCAGCCAAUACCUGACUGCUCUGCUUAUGGCUGCUCCCCUGGCUCUAGGAGAUGUGGAGAUUGAAAUAAUUGACAAACUGAUAUCUGUGCCUUAUGUUGAAAUGACACUGAAGUUGAUGGAGCGAUUUGGUGUCUUUGUGGAGCACAGUAGUAGCUGGGACAGAUUCUUGGUAAAAGGAGGUCAGAAGUACAAGUCUCCUGGGAAAGCAUUCGUGGAAGGAGAUGCCUCAAGUGCUAGCUAUUUUUUGGCGGGGGCAGCAGUCACAGGUGGAACUGUCACUGUUGAAGGUUGUGGAACAAGCAGUUUACAGGGGGAUGUUAAGUUCGCUGAGGUCCUCGAGAAGAUGGGGGCAGAAGUUACAUGGACAGAAAACAGUGUCACGGUUAAAGGACCUCCAAGGAACUCUUCUGGAAUGAAACAUUUGCGUGCCGUUGACGUGAACAUGAACAAAAUGCCAGAUGUGGCCAUGACUCUUGCUGUAGUUGCACUUUUUGCUGAUGGCCCUACUACCAUAAGAGACGUUGCUAGCUGGAGAGUUAAGGAAACUGAGCGGAUGAUUGCCAUAUGCACCGAACUUAGGAAGUUGGGUGCAACAGUUGUUGAAGGGUCAGACUACUGCAUAAUCACCCCACCAGAAAAGUUAAACGUAACGGAGAUUGAUACAUAUGAUGAUCACAGAAUGGCCAUGGCUUUCUCUCUUGCUGCUUGUGCUGAUGUCCCAGUCACCAUUAAGGACCCCGGUUGUACUCGCAAAACCUUCCCCGACUACUUUGAGGUUCUCCAGAAGUACUCCAAGCACUAAUCCACUUCACAUAUAGAAGAAAUUAUUUUGUACUACAAGAGAGAUUAUGCACCAGUUUGCCAACCAAAAUGGUGCCUAUACCGGAAGAGAAAAAAGCUUUCCAACUCCUUUUUAUUUGUCUAUGUGAGAUGAUGUUCAUUGUAUUUGUUGAAGUUGAGCUUCUUUUUUUUCUUUUGUGUAGAAGACAUGUAUACUAUAUAGUUAAGUACACUUCCUUUAAGAAUAUAUUUAACAUUGAGUAUCACCGUUUUAGAUAUUGUAUUUGGUAUUCAUAAUAAAUUUGUUUCGAGCUAUAAUUGUGAUUUACGGAGUGUUAUGAUAGCCCAUUGGUCCAUA